GUGAACAUAAUAGAGAUGGAAGAUGACCACCGGUUUCACAAACUGACAAAAGAACAAGUGGAUACUUUGGACCAAGUUCUUACAGAAGUCAUUCCCAUUCAUGGUAGGGGUAAUUUCCCAACCCUUGAAAUCAAGCCUAAAGACAUAAUCCAUGUGGUCAGAGAUAGACUAAUUUGGAAGAAAAUAAAGGUGAGAGAUGUCCGUCUCAAUGGCUCUACAGCCAGUCAUGUGCUGGUCAAAGAGAAUGGCACCAGCUACAAAGACUUGGAUAUCAUCUUUGGUGUGGAGCUUCCCAAACCAGAGGACUUCCAAAUUAUCAAGGAAGUGGUCUUGGUCUCUCUGCUGGACUUUCUACCUAAAGGUGUCAACAAAGAUAAGAUUACAGCUCUCACCAUGAAAGAGGCGUAUGUACAAAAAAUGGUGAAGGUGUUCACUGAGCAUGACCGCUGGAGCCUUAUCUCCCUUUCAAAUAAUAGUGGUAAGAACAUGGAACUCAAGUUUGUCAACUCUUUACGACGCCAGUUUGAAUUCAGUGUGGAUUCCUUUCAGAUCAUCCUGGACAGUAUGCUUCAGUCUUAUUUGGAUGCUGAAAGGAGGAAGAUUGUGGAAGGGCAAGAGGGCCAGGACUCUUCACUAGCUCAAAGUCAAGGAAUUCAGAUAGCCCUAAUGGAUGAACCACUCCUCAGCUCAAGUGACACAGGGAAUCACCAGGAAAUUGACAUCGACAUGUCCUGCAAAUCUGAUGAUAUUCAGACUUUGUGUGACUCUCAGUGUAAUUCUAAAAUGAGUCAGAAAGAGCCGUCUAAAUACUUAGAACAAGAACCAACUCUUGAAACAGACAAAGAUGUUGAAACAGAGAUGGUGCAAACAACAACUUUGCCUGUAUCUAUGGAAAAAGUAUCUGAGCACUCUGUAAUGGUGCAUGUGGAGGAAAAGAAUGAACUUCAUGAAAAUAUGGCUUUGCAAAUGGAAACACUGCUUGAAGUAAAUACAAAUGAAACUGGUAUUGAAUCAGGGGAGGGAAAUGAACUAGUUGGAGUAAAAACUAUGUCUGUUAAGGAAACAGAUCCAACUGUUAAAACAUAUAUUAAUGAAACAGAAUCUGACAAAACAAAAUACAUGUUAGAAGUAGAGCAAGUUAAAUCCCAACCAUGGCUUGAAAUCGUGCAUACAGACUUCUCUUGUCUUUCAACAACAGGGACCUUCGGUGAGCGAUGCACAUUCCAACCUGCUCCCAUUACAUUUCUUACACAAUCAGCACUAGAAUCAUAUGCGGGAUAUCCUUUACCACCCCCUGCCAAGAAAAACAGCCAAAAUUCACAAAUGGUUGUUCUCAAGCAUUCCUCACCCAAACCUCCUCGGAAAAUGUCCAAAAAGACAACUCUUGUACCAUAUUCAACAGAAAAAUCAGUGUCAAAUAAUUCAGAUGUUAAUACUUGUCAGGUUUUGCAUCCACCUAAAGCUUACACAACAGAAUCAUUACCUAUGCAGGUUAAAAUGUCAGGUUUUACCACAAAAAGCUUUGAAUUAUCCAGUGCCUCAGAAAAUGACUCUAAAGAGUCUAAAGAACUAGCCAAUUGUACCAGAGCUUUUACUGUUGCUGCUCCAGAGAAUGGCAUGCAUUCUGAAAAGACAUUGUACAUGAGUCUAUCACCAGAGGAAAGCCUUCAAAGUCGAGUGCAAACUUCAGAACCAGAAACUGGUGAAGCUACUCAUGUCACUAUUCUAAUUCCUGCAUCCAUUCCCAGUUGUCUCCCCAAAGAUCAAAACAGGAUAAACCAGCCUUUUAAUGAAAGUGUUCAGACAGCACAGUGUCAGGCAAUGGUACCUCUUAUUAAUGUGAAUUCAGAGCCUUUACUGCAGGCAAAUAACAGUUAUGACCUCAACUCAGCACCUCCCAAAAAGAAAGCUGCUGAGUCUUGUGCUCAAGUUGAUGAUGCCACAUCAUCAAAAUAUCUUACUGAAUCCUCAGAAUCAGUCGCUAUGGCAACAAAUUGUGCAUCUCAAAUGUUAAAUUCACUGUCUGCAGACCUUACUGUUGACUCACAAGUAGUAGGGACUAAUUCUUCAGACUCCGAACAUGUUAUAUCACUUCAAGUUCACAACUACCCCAUGUCCACUCUGCAGACUCAGGAGCUUAUUUUGCCAAGUCCACAGACUAAAGAACCUCCAGAACUAUUAUCACUUAUCUCUUUACCAGAAGUUCAAAGCCUCACAGUAUCAGUACCACAUUUGUCAAAGCCACUAGAACCUUCCAUAUCCUCAACAGCAAGUCUAGAAUCUCCUAGAAUCUCAGAACCCCUUUUAGAAUCAUCAGUUAUAUCCCUGGAUGUCAUAGAACCCUCUGAAGUAUUCUUUAAAGUUACAGAACCAUCUGACUCACAGGUGUUAAAACCCUCUGCAGUAUUAGUGUCACACACAUUAGAAACAUCUAUGUCAUCAGUAAGUGAGGAGGUGGUUUUCAAGACAUUAGCUUCAGAAAUGAACGAGCCCAUACACCCUUCAAAACAGAUGCCUUGCAUUACAGUGUUGGCUGAGAGCAUGUAUGGUGACUUUGAGCAGGCUAUGGACCACCUACGCUACCGGCUAAUAGCGACACGCAACCCUGAAGAGAUCAGGGGUGGAGGCCUGCUCAAGUACAGUAAUCUGCUUGUCCGGGACUUCAAACCUGCCUGUGAAACAGAAAUUAAGACACUUGAGCGCUACAUGUGUUCACGGUUUUUUAUUGACUUCUCUGAUGUGAAUGAGCAGCAGCGCAAGAUUGAAUCAUACCUACGCAACCACUUUAUUGGAGAGGAGAAAAGUAAAUAUGAUUACUUGAUGACCCUUCGGAGAGUGGUCAAUGAGAGCACUGUGUGCUUGAUGGGGCAUGAACGCCGUCAGACUCUCAAUAUGAUUACCAUUCUAGCACUUAAAGUCCUGGGUGAACAGAACAUCAUUCCCAAUGCCAAUAAUGUAACCUGCUACUACCAACCUGCACCAUACAUGACAGACCACAACUUCAGUACCUAUUACAUUUCAAACGGCCAGUCCCCACUGAUAUAUCACCCCUAUCCACUACACAUACACAUGCAGUCUGGAUUAGUUUAAGUCUCGGUAUGUAACAUUGAUGGUAAAUUGCACAGGGAAA
Molecule: messenger RNA, 3130 nt
Organism: Carassius gibelio (silver crucian carp)
Lineage: Eukaryota; Metazoa; Chordata; Actinopteri; Cypriniformes; Cyprinidae
Exons: 1
Coding region: 16-3090 (1024 amino acids)
Biological process (GO): mRNA stabilization
Molecular function (GO): poly(A) RNA polymerase activity; RNA binding
Source: RefSeq, a predicted model, not a curated record